Mya arenaria is the source of this 1500-nucleotide messenger RNA. Its product is annotated as transcription intermediary factor 1-beta-like. The transcript is spliced from 2 exons. Lineage: Eukaryota; Metazoa; Mollusca; Bivalvia; Myida; Myidae. Gene Ontology annotation, molecular function: ubiquitin-protein transferase activity; zinc ion binding. The record is from RefSeq and is a predicted model, not a curated record. Gene Ontology annotation, biological process: positive regulation of DNA-templated transcription. Gene Ontology annotation, cellular component: chromatin; nucleoplasm. The coding region runs from base 1 to 1500 and encodes 499 amino acids.
AUGGAGGUGUCUGGAAAGAAACUACAACCAGGACGUUCAAACGGGGACAGGACCUACUGUCAACACUGCAUCCAGGACGGCGAAACCGUUCCAGCAGAGGCCUUCUGUACCGUAUGCAAGGAGGUCCUCUGCUCUACAUGUAUUAAUGCACACAGGAAAUUAAAUAUUACAAAAACACAUGCGCUUCUUAACAAGUCCGAAAUGCCUACGUCAUUGGAUAUGCCUGAAUAUGACGAUGAAUGCACUGAACCUUGUGACGUCCACCCUAAAGAGCUAAUCAAAUACUUUUGCCGCAAUCACCGGUCUCUGAACUGUGGGCAUUGUGUAGUGCAGAAUCAUCGAUCAUGUAUUGUUGAUGUUAUCGCCGACAUAUCCGAGGCUUUCAAAGAUGGUCAGGGGUAUGGCGACAAUAUAAAAACCAUUGUUGAGGUAUUCCAAGCGAUUAAUGAUUAUGCAUAUAAUGUACAGAACAAUAUAAGGCUAGUAGCAGAGAUGGGUGAAAGGGAGGUUUCCAAAUUAAGGCAAUAUCGAGAUGAGAUAAUGGAGGUUCCGGGGAAAAAGCUACAGAGAAAAGCAUCUUCAGUGGACAGAACCUUCUGUCAGCCCUGCUCACAGGAUGGGGACACCCUCCCAGCAGAAGCAUACUGUAACGUAUGUAAGGAGUUCCUCUGCACUACGUGUGUCAAUGCACACAGAAAACUCAAAAUUACUAAAGGUCAUGCACUUCUUGACAAAUCAAAAAUGCCUACUUCAGUGAGUGAUCAGGAAGACGAAGAUGAUUGCACAGAGCCUUGUGAUAUCCAUCCAAAAGAGUUCAUCAAAUAUUUUUGCUCCGACCAUCAGACGCUGAAUUGUGGACACUGUUUAGCAACUGAACACCGUUCGUGCCAUGUUGGUGUUAUAUCCGAUGUAGCCAAGUCUUUUAAAGAAGGCCCGGAGUAUGAUGACAUAACGAAAACAAUCCCAAAAAUAUUACAAGAAAUUACUGAUUAUUCAUAUGACGUCGAGAAAAAUAUUAAGCUAGUAUUAAAGACAGGUGAAAAUGAGUUUGCUAGAAUAAGAAUAUAUCGAGAAGAAGUAAACAAGUACUUCGAAGAACAAGAAAGUUUACUUCUUAAGAUCAUAGACCAAAUGAAAAAUAUGGAUGAAACACUGCUGGACUCUUUGAGACUUAAAAGUGAGGGUCUUAAGUCUAAGUUACAAGAAGUAGCUGCACACAUUGAAGCACAAAAGAACAAUACCCAGUUGUUCAUAGAAGCCAAGAGAGCUAAAAAGCAAUUAGAAAGUAUGAAAAAUGCGCUUGCUGACCUGAUAAAAGAGAAUAAAAUUCACCAUUACGAGUUCAGAAAAGACACAUUCACUGAGAAACUGCUUACAUCAAGCACUGGCCUUGGCACCGUCGAGAGUAUUGUUUCUCCGGAAACGAUUUCGUCAGGUAUUUCCCUCGUGAUUUAUUUUAAAUAUGAGGCAGCAUUUUUUGCACAAACUGCACAAUUUUAG